Molecule: messenger RNA, 2058 nt
Organism: Argentina anserina (silverweed cinquefoil)
Lineage: Eukaryota; Viridiplantae; Streptophyta; Magnoliopsida; Rosales; Rosaceae
Product: zinc finger CCCH domain-containing protein 13
Exons: 11
Coding region: 825-1961 (378 amino acids)
Molecular function (GO): metal ion binding
Source: RefSeq, a predicted model, not a curated record
AUUUUUUUGAUGGAGAAAGAAAUGUUCUUUGAUUAUGUCAAGUGUGAGAUUCUAAUUUUGACAUGUCUUAUAUGGAAUUAUGUGAAGCCAUGGUUUAUAUUGAAGAAAUACUAUGCCAUGUGUCUCUGCAUGUUCAAAAGUUGUGUGAAAUGUGGUCAUAUUCCCUUUGAUGGGUUCUGCAAUUCUAUAUAUGAUGCAGCAGAUAUGAGCUAUAUAUGUUGUGGUUUGUUCUGGAAAGGUAGCGGAUUUAGUGAUUCUAGAGCUGUUAUCUAAAGCUCUGCUGCUGUCAUUGUAUUGGUUUCCUCAGGAUGGAAUGUGCCCGGUUAUAUAGCCUAUAUUGUUCAAGGUUAUAAUGCAUUUAUGAUGUGUUUGAAUGGAUCGAGAGUAGUUUGUUGGUGAACAAAUAUCUUCUAUAGCCUUGAGACUACACCUAGUUUUGGUAAAUGUUAAGAUUAUAUCUUCCAUAUAGGCCACUUCUGUGGUUUGUGAGAUCUAUGGAGAUCAUGGUGAAUAAUUUCAUGAAGAACCUCUGGGAAGACGAAUGCUAUCUUUGGGGAGAGUUCUUUUCAGAAACUAUUAUUACAUGUCAUUCAGAUGACUAUGUCUCUACCCUUCUCUAUAUAUGGACCUCUGAGAAUCUUCUGGCCUUUCUGGUUGCUUAUUUUUCUCUACCAACAUGAAGCUGGCUAUGCCAAUUCUCUUAUGUCAAAUGUUAUCUCGAUGGCAUUAGCUACAAAGUCUAUUUCUCAUAUGAGAGCAGCAGUAUCUUUCACUCCUUUGAAACUGGCAAGGAUGCAACAUUUUUGUUCAUUAUUAAGUUACCAAUGUUAUCCCAUAAUGGUCGGCGGGACUCUGUAGGUAGUGACUUGAGGGAGAGAAUUGACAGAAGCUAUUCUCCAAAGCGAGGGUAUUCACCAGCAAGAGAUGCCAGAGGACGACAUACACUUAGUGAAUAUAGUCCGUCCAGGUCCCCCGAAAAAGAAAGUAAGAGAAGGAAGAGACAGCACUUGGAUGAUCACAGUGAUUAUUCUGGAAGUUUGAGAAUUCCAAACAAGCCUGAGAAUGAAGCUAAAGAAGCCAGAAGUGUUUUUCAAAAGCAGUUACAGGUAGUGCAGUCAGAGCUCAAAAUGGUAGAGCAAGGCAGAUCUCAAUUAGAGGUCAAGCUAGGAGAGAGGUCUCAAGAAGUGGGCAGUCUUACUUCAAAAAUUCAAGAGCUUGAGGCUCAAUUAUACAAAGAAAAAGAGGAAUGUAAGAGGAUCUCCCAUAAAGUCAAGAAGUUUGUGAAAACAUAUUCUCAUCAUUCAAGGAUUCAAGAGCAACUUAAAAGAUCACAGGUCCGACUAAAUAAGUUGGGUGAGCAGCUUGGUUUGGAUACAUAUGUAACUGAUGUCAAUGAAGAUGUCUCAAGCAUUAAUGUUAUCAGCGAUGGGGAGACUGAUUUUCCAGUCACCUUAAAUAAGAAGUGGAUGAGUGAUGUUUCUCCGAUCAAGACAAGGCUCAAUGUAAUUAAGGAUUCUGCUCAAGAACCUAAACAAUCUGCUCAUUUGACAAGAAGACCACAGAAGCUCUCUCAGUGGAACAUAAAUCCUGCUCAAUCAAAUUUUGUGAAUGGAAAUGAUGCAAUAAACAAUGGAAUCUUAGCAAAGGACGGCAAGCAUGAAAGGAGGAAGACUGCUUCAUCUAGUGUCGUCUAUGCAGAUUUGUUAAAGAGUUCAGAGUCGAGACCUGAGGUACCCACAACCAGCAUGGCAGCUCAUGCAGUGGAUACUGAAAUUGACAUUGAACUGGAAGGUGAACUUGAGAAUGUUGAUGUUGCGUCUAGAAGAAUAGAGGGAGAACCUACAUAUGAGAGCGGGAUAUUUUUACUACCACUUCCUCCACCUCCCUCAUUCCCUCCAAAUAAUUUUUCACAGAAUGAGGGCGAUGACGAGUUUGUAGAUAUUGUGGAUGGAGUUGAGUAGGAGCUGAGCAGUAAGAUAUGUGGAAGGAGUUGAGUAGGAACUGACUAACAUGAUCAAUUUCUAUGUUUGGAGAUACCGGAAGAUUAAUGAAUGUGCA